AUGGCCAUGGCGGUGCCCCAUUACCGGUGCCAGCCGGCGGGUGGGGCCGGCCACGGGCGCAACCCUGCCACCGUGAGGGUGGAGUGCACCGCCGCGGACUGCGGGGCGCUCUUGGAGGUCAAUGUGCCUCAGGAGCAGGCGUCGCAGAACCCGUUGGUCGUCAGAUGCGGGAACUGCAAAAAAUUACUGCAAGUCGAGCUGUUUGAGAAGCAGUCAAGCCCCGAGGACGAUUGUGCACACUAUGGGGCGCCGCACAUGCACACCUCCAGCCCACAGCCACCUCCGACGCCUCCAUCUGCCCAGUCGCAUGUUUAUGAUCACGGUGGCACGAGGAAUGCCAUCCAAGUGCCGCAACUCACCAUGCCGGCCCCGCUAUCCCGAUCCUUGUUCCGAACGUCGUGCUCUCCCAGAUCAUCUGACCCCCAGUACUCCCACCCAAUGGCCAGCCACUACCUAUCCCCCAGCGACCCCUACUACCAGCCCUACCCCGCGAAUUUCGGCCCUCCCCAGCCCCCUGGCGCCCGAGUGUACCCAGGCCCGGAUGCGAUGGCCAGCCGCGGCCACCUGCAGACGCAUAUGGGCUCGCGAAUGAGCCACUCCUCUGCCCACAGCUCACGAAGGUGGAACAUGGGUCCGGGCCACGUGGAGGGCCAUGGAGGAUUCAACGGCCUCAUGGCCUCCUUUGGGGUGCCCCAUGCAAGGACCGCCGGGGGUCCCUUCUUCCGUGAACCAAGCGAAAUGUCUCUGGAAGAUGGGAGCCGACAGAAGAAGAGUGAGAACGGUGCCCAACGCAAGCCCCCGCCUGGUUCUUGUGUUGCAAGGACAUCCAAUAUAUCCUGGCAGCACUGCGUGUUUGUAAAUCAAUUCACACAGUUGUGUGUGUGCCGUGCGCAUGUCAUCCUUUUGCAGCUGUCCUGCGAGCGGCAUUGA
This is a messenger RNA of Ostreobium quekettii, 930 nucleotides long. Lineage: Eukaryota; Viridiplantae; Chlorophyta; Ulvophyceae; Bryopsidales; Ostreobiaceae. The record is from the annotation of a GenBank genome assembly.